Lynx canadensis (Canada lynx) is the source of this 1023-nucleotide messenger RNA. RefSeq names its product E3 ubiquitin-protein ligase RNF114-like. NCBI's taxonomy places the organism in Eukaryota, Metazoa, Chordata, Mammalia, Carnivora, Felidae. The record is from RefSeq and is a predicted model, not a curated record. Gene Ontology annotation, biological process: protein polyubiquitination; ubiquitin-dependent protein catabolic process. Gene Ontology annotation, molecular function: metal ion binding; ubiquitin protein ligase activity.
CAAGAUGGCGGCGCAACAGCAGGACCGUGAGGGUGGUGCGCAGCUGGCUGGGCCCGCUGCGGAGGCCGACCCCCUGGGCCGCUUCACGUGUCCUGUGUGCUUAGAAGUGUACGAGAAGCCGGUGCAGGUGCCCUGUGGUCACGUCUUUUGCUCUGCAUGCCUGCAGGAAUGUCUGAAGCCGAAGAAGCCUGUCUGUGGGGUGUGUUGCAGCGCUCUGGCACCUGGCGUCCGAGCCGCGGAGCUCGAGCAGCAGAUCGAGAGCACAGAGACUUCUUGCCAUGGCUGCCGUAAAAAUUUCUUCCUAUCCAAGAUCUGGGCCCACGUGGCUACCUGUUCCAAAUACCAGAAUUACAUCAUGGAAGGUGUGAAGGCCACCACCAAGGAUGCCUCCCUUCAACCAAGGAACGUCCCAAGUUACACCUUCCCUUGCCCGUACUGUCCUGAGAAGAACUUUGAUCAGGAAGGGCUAGUGGAACACUGCAAGCUGUCCCAUAGCACGGACACCAAAUCUGUGGUUUGUCCGAUAUGUGCCUCGAUGCCUUGGGGAGACCCCAACUACCGCAGCGCCAACUUCAUAGAGCACGUCCAGCGCCGGCACCAGUUUUCUUACGACACUUUUGUGGAUUACGAUGUUGAUGAAGAGGACAUGAUGAAUCAGGUGUUGCAGCGCUCCAUCAUCGAUCAGUGAGCGGUGUCUACUGUCCAGCUCGUGCUCCAGAGCGUCCGUUGUGUGUUGGGCGUGAAACCUGUGACUCCUACACCUUCAAUGUACAACAGACCUGGAAGUGAGCUGUGGUCACUUCUGACAGGGAAAAAGGUCCCCAGGUCAGAGCCGUCCCUUCCUUUGGGGUCUCCCCUACUGUUAACUCUGUCAUGUGUCUGGUCUCUGAUUGCCCUCAGCUGCUCCCUGGAGUUUCUGCUUCCCCUUCUGGAAGAGAAUCCAGGUUCUCCACCUACCCUUGUUUCACUCUCGUUCCUCCCCUUUAGUGUGCAUCUCUCAGGUCCUCUGAGCCAGCCAGGACC